ACUCAUUAGCAUAAAACAAUUUAGUUUCAGCGAAAAUACAUUUACGCUAUGUCGGGUUGUACGAUGACUUCGAAGGUCGGCUUGAUUUUAAUAGGGUUGAUCUUCUGGGCUGUAGCGGCAGGCUUGUUCUUUGUCGGGGGAUGGGUUUUCAAUACCUACAAACAUUUCGAUGAAAUCGCAGAAGCCAACUUCACCCUGAUUCCUGCCUCCAUCAUCAUCGCAGUGGGUGUGAUGAUGUUUAUUGUUGGUUUGGUUGGAUGCACGGCAGCAUUUAAAGAAAACAAGUGCCUGUUGGCUGUGCUAUUCUCUUUCUUACUGGUGAUUCUAACAGCACUUAUAACAUCAGGAGCUCUUGGCUAUGGAUUCAGAAGUGAUGUUACCAAUGCGGUGGAGAACGGAUUACAGAAGGCAAUUGAUGCUUACAACUCAAACAGUACUCAGCGAGACCAGGUGGAUUACCUACAGAAACAUCUGAAGUGUUGUGGUGUAAACAAUGCCUCUGAUUGGCUGAGUGCUAAGACCUGGGCCCCAACUGCCAACAAAACCGUCCCAGAAAGCUGCUGUGUCUCAGGUGUUAACUGUACAGAGGAGCAGCGAAAAAUGGUCAACGAUCCUAAAUACAUCUACCAAAAGGGGUGCUAUGAGAAGUUAGAACAUGAAUUCAUGUCCAAUUUGGCCUACAUUGCAGGCACUGCCAUUGGUCUAGCUGUGAUUUUGGUCCUGGGCAUGAUCUGUAGCUGUAUCCUGUUCUGCCGCUCUAAGGAGGUCCGAUAUGAGGCACUAGGAGGACAGUAUGCAGGACUCCGUGUGUAGGAGCAGGACUGUGUAGGAGUGCUCCUGUGGAAGGCUGUAGGAGUAUCCUAUAGAUGACUGUUAUUGCACUAGAAAAUUUUUUCAGUUCCAAUAUUAACAACAAUAUUGCAACUUCAAACAAGCAUCAUGCACAGUGAUAAACUUACUUCCACCCCCCUUCCUUGUCAGUUUAAAAAAUUAAUGUGUCAUUUUUUUGGAAAAAAUAAUUAUUGAUUGAUUUGGUAACAGUUUUAUCAUGUGUUUAUGUGGGAUUAAUGUGUUUUGAUAAAAUAUUCCAUAUGUGUACAUUGCACUGCAAGAAGUAUGCAUAGCUAUACGUAGAGCUUUUUGAGACUGUACUGUUUCAAAAGAAAAUAACAAGAAAGAAUUACAACUUAAAAUUUUGUAAUUCUGCCAGUUCAAAUAUUAAACCAGUAAUUUUUCAAGCUGGAAAUCAGCAGUUACUUUCCCUUGUGAAUAUUUCAUGAAGGAGGGAGUUGCUAAACAAGCUGGAAUAGUGAUUGAAGCAUACCGGUAUGAGUCAAAAACUGUGUGGUGGCAUGAGAUUUUAAUUUUUCUAUCAGUAUGGAUUGAAUUUGAAUGUAAUUGGUUUAAUGGUGGAAUACAAGCUAUGUCAAACUCAAGUCCAGUUUUGGUUUUCAUUUAAUGUUUUACUGACGUCCAUUUGUACAUACUCCAUCUAUUGUCUUGAAGUAUUUUGUGUAGUGCACAGCUAAUGAUCCUUUACUUGCCCUGUGAUAAUGAUUUUUGCUGAAGAGGCAUUAAAUAUCCUGUCAAUUUUGACUAUCAAAGCUAGUCUUUUUUUGCAAAUAAAUUAAUGUCCAAUGUUUUGAUAUGUAAAUUUUGACUAUCAAAGCUAGUCUGUUUUUACAACUACAUUAAUGUCCAAUAUGCUGAUAUCAUGUAAAUUUUGACUAUCAAACCUAGUCUGCUUUUACAACUUAAUUAAUGUCCAAUGUUCUGAUAUGUAAAUUUUGACUUUGAAAGGUAGUCUGUUUUUACAACUAAAUGUACAUGUACAAUGCAAUGUGAUUUUUUUUUUUCCUUUUUGUCUUGAUUAUUACGGAUUUCCUGAAAAUGUAAAUAGUGAUAUUGUUUGCAUAAGGUUAAAUGCUUGGUAGAGUAUUUAGUUUGCAUGGCUGAUGGUUAAUGGUGGCAUUAAAUUAUUUCAGUGUCAGUUACAUGUACAAAAAGAAGGUACAAGGAGUAGAGAAGAAAUUUUUUUUAACCAACAUAAAUUUUUGAACUUUAUAUAUGGCCAAGAGACUUAUUUUGAAUGCAUGUAUAUCGCCAACAGAUUUUAAACAGUAUUUUGAUUCCUGUUUUUUUCAAUUACUAGUUGUGAUAAAAGUUCAAAAGAAAAAGAUUGUAAUAAAACUUCUGGAAGAAUAUUAGUAAGGAUUGGAUCAAAUGUAGUGGUUGAUCUCAAUGUAAAUGUAUCCCAUGCUGCAUUUUCAGCAGUAUGAAAAGUCUUUAAAUCAUUCAAUUAUUUAUUAAUUUGUAGUGGCUUAAAAAUGGUGUCAGAUUGUGAUAUUUUAAUUGAAUAUGUAUAUUCUUGAUAUCAAAGAAUUUCAACUGAUUUUGAAUAUGCAAAUAGAUUUUCAAUCAUGUAAAUGUGCACACAUAUUUGGCAUAAUAUUAUUUUUUUAAACAACAAAGAUAAAACAACUCUUUUUUUUUUAGGAAGAAAAAACUGUUUGUAUUAUGAAUCUCUUUUAUUUGGAUUAUUUGCUCUUUGUUGUUGUUUUUUCUAGUAAAUUUGAAAAUACAAA
Messenger RNA from Saccostrea cuccullata (small rock oyster), 2585 nucleotides. RefSeq names its product tetraspanin-36-like. The record is from RefSeq and is a predicted model, not a curated record. The transcript is spliced from 7 exons. Gene Ontology annotation, cellular component: plasma membrane. Lineage: Eukaryota; Metazoa; Mollusca; Bivalvia; Ostreida; Ostreidae. The coding region runs from base 49 to 813 and encodes 254 amino acids.